Messenger RNA from Hippocampus zosterae (dwarf seahorse), 2383 nucleotides. Its product is annotated as claudin-4-like. NCBI's taxonomy places the organism in Eukaryota, Metazoa, Chordata, Actinopteri, Syngnathiformes, Syngnathidae. Gene Ontology annotation, cellular component: plasma membrane; bicellular tight junction. The transcript has 2 exons. Gene Ontology annotation, molecular function: structural molecule activity. The record is from RefSeq and is a predicted model, not a curated record. Gene Ontology annotation, biological process: bicellular tight junction assembly; cell adhesion. Bases 121 to 831 code for a protein of 236 amino acids.
CGGAUUGUUUUGGUACGAUGUCAGAACAAACAGAGAAUUCCUCUCGGGCUACGCCUUCCUCUGCUCUCUAAUGCCGUUCGACUGGUUUCCCAUGACAAACACGACGUGACAGCGGUUGGGAUGCCCCACCCCGUCCGCGAGGGUUCGCGAGUCGACAUGCGCCGGCAUCUGGAGCUGGCGGGCCUGGGUCUGGCCCUCUCUGGGUGGCUCUGCGCCAUCUUGACCCGCUGCAUGGCCUUUUGGACGGUCAGUGGCAAUCUAGACAAUUCCUCAGCCACGCUACCGGCCUACUGGGAUGGGGUGUGGCUGGAAUGGGACCACUGGGACUUGGCCCACAAAGGGCAGCUGCACUGCUCAUUCUACCAGUCACUCAUGUCCCUCUCCGGGAGUUUCCGAACAUGGAGGGCCCUCAUCAUGGCCGCGGUGGGCGCAGGUGCUUUUGCCACCUUGGUGGGUGCGGCCGGAGCUGGGUGGUUCCCCAAGCGGGGGCAGGUUAAAGUGUUCUCCGGGGCCACAUACAUUUUAUCAGGGAUCCUCAUUCUGAUUCCUAUCGCUUGGACCUGCCACCACACCAGCCAUCGGUUGGAGGGAGCCUUGCACCUGAGGAGGGACUGGGGACCGGCGUUGUAUUUGGGGUGGAUCUCCUUUGCGCUGACGAUAACUGGGGGGACCCUUCUCACCACGUUGUGUCCCACCGCCUCCGAGGGACCGGCCCUGGCCGUGGAGGAUUCGAGGCCGCGUCAUCAGGAGGAAGCGACGCACCCACUCAAUAGGAUCAACAGGGCCACCUUCACCCACAGCCAGUACCAACAUGGGUCCGUUCCCAUCUGAUGUGGGGUACCCAACCAUUCGUUUUGGACAGAGCUGGACGUCAUUUGUCACAGGAGGGCCUGAGCUGAGAUUUGAACGCAGACCAUGUCGACAAUGAGGCAGCGGUCCAACUAUGAGCGCACGGUGGUGCCCACCCACCACAACACAUACAACUCGAGCCCAUUUGCACUUAUCCUAUACUGUCAGGGAGACAAGUGAGCCGGACUCCAGCCCAUGUUUUUUUUUUGUUCCAUAACAAAAAUGUCAAAUUAAUGAACCAAUCCUCUAAAAAAAAGUUGGGUCAAAAAUAAUGCAAUUAUGGGUCAAAAAGGGACCAACUUCGACAUGGGUCAAUCCAACCAUUAUUUUUAAACAAAUAUUUUAUUUGGGGGGCUGUUUUGAGGAAAAAAAUAAUUGGGUUGAAUUGACCCAAAUAGCAGUUGAUCCCUUUUGACCCAUAAUUGGGUUAUUUUUGACCCGCCUGCCUUUAGAGUAUUACAUGAUGAUUUGGCAAUGUUGGCAGAAGUCUUGAAAUACAAAGAGAAAAUCCAGGCAAGCAUGCAGAGAAGAUGCAAACCCGACGCCAAUUUCAAACCACGAACUGUGAAGCAAACAUGCAACCCAGUUGGGUACUAAUACUGUAUGAAAUUACAAUUUAAGUCAAUAAUUUGCGUCAUUUUUGAUUGCAGGAAUACUGCAGAGAGCAUUCUAUGUGCCAUAUUACUGGAACGUGUACAGGAUAGAGUAUGUAUGAAGAGUACAAAGACAAUAAGGUGUCACUCUUAAAACUACUCGGUCAAAAUGAACUCAAAUCGGGUUAACCAGCUAACCCAGUGCUGAGUCCAAAUAAAUCAAGCCAAUUCUGAGUUAUUUAUACCCAGUGCAUUGGGUUGAGGAUUUGAGGGGGUGAAAACUAUGCACUGUCGAGUUAAAGCUAGCAAGAGACGGGUUAUCACGUUAUCUGUGUAGCCGUGGUUAAAAAUACUAAUUUGACUACCAAUGUUUUUAAGAAGCAUGUCAGGCGUCGCCACAAUUCACUCGCAUGUUGCUUCAGCUCUUCAGUCCAAUGUGCAGGGUCAACAUAACCCAAUCUGCUCACAAUCCACAGCUACCCAGCAAGUGGGUUAGAAAAACAACCCGCUAUUGUUUCAGUGUGUGUAAGAGCAGACUUAGUGACUGUAAUUUGGGUAUACCGGUACAUUUAUUUUUCUCUCAAGUUUACAUUCAUUAUUGAACAUUCAAGUCAAUUUCUCCUCCAUUAUUUUGUUUGUUGACCCCCUGGAGACCAUACCAGUAUCUCUUACAUGAAGCAAAAAAAAAAAAACCACAUCACCAAACAGAAUGUUAUUUCAUUCUAAAGACUGUAUGAAAGAGGUUGUGAUGUCAUUCAUUGUGGGCAUUGUGAGAAACUACGUUAACUUUUGGCUUGAACUUGAAUAAAAAAGGAGGGUUGUUAUGAAAGAUGUCUUUGCAUCAGAGCAGACUCCUCAUGCAUUAGUAUUAGUUAAUACGUUUUCUUGUAAUAUUACGUUUCCUCUUAAAAUGACCUUUUUGUCACAUUCCAAGUUUCCUG